ACCCAGGCUUGCUACCGGCUGAGUGAGUGGGUAAGCAAGAAACAGACCGUGUGAGAGACUUGGAGAGUGAGGAGGGGUGUGAGUAAAGACACUGAUGCUCUGAGGUUGAGAAUGGUAUGGCACUUGGCAAGUGUGAGAGUGUGAGAGAGCGAGAGAAAGCUCACACAGAGUCAACACAUCAACAGGAGUGCAGCAAAACUGACAAUCGGAACCUCUGAGAGUGAAAGACAGAGGAAGGAAAAGAGGUGAUUACAGAAGGAAUACAGUACUGAAGAGUUAAAGCCAUAUCCCUUACACAAGGGACGCCAUCAAGGGAUUGAGGCACUCAUCCAGAACUGCACAGAAGAGCUGAUUUGCCCAACUUCAAUUUCAUACACUGCCCACUGUGUUAAAGGUUUAAUCUCUUACUCUUCUGUUAUGAUCUUCUGGGUCAUUGUGUUCCGGUGGAUCUCUGGACAUGGGGUCCAGGCCAUGUUCUCCCAGCAGCCCCAGGACCUGGUGGUGGUGGCAGGUCAGCCUGUCACCCUGCCCUGCUCCAUUCCUGGUUACCAUGGUGUGGUCCUGUGGAUCAAAGAUGGCCUAGCUCUAGGAGUUGGCAGAGACCUAUCAGGUUACCCUCGUUACACUGUAAUUGGCGACCAAAGUACAGGGGAACAUCACCUCCGGAUCCAACAUGUUGAGAUAAUGGAUGAUGCGGUCUUUGAGUGUCAGGCAAUCCAGGCAGCCAUGAGGUCCCGUCCUGCCCGGCUGACUGUGCUGGUUCCUCCUGAGGAUCCAGUGAUCAGUGGUGGUCCGAUGGUCAGUCUGAGAGCAGGAGACCCACUCAACUUGACCUGCCACGCUGACAAUGCUAAGCCAGCUGCAUCCAUCAUCUGGAUCCGCAAUGGAGAGGUCCUCAAUGGAGCCAUGUACUCCAAGACCCUUCUCCGUGAUGGGAUGAGGGAGAGAACAGUGAGCACCCUAUACCUGUCUGCCUCCAACAUUGAGACAGGCCAACAGAUCAUCUGUCGAGCAUCCAACAAGGCUGUGCCCAAUGGCAAGGAGACUAGCGUCAUCAUCGAUAUCCAGCAUUUGCCACUUGUCAAUCUGUCAGUGGAGCCACAGCCCAUUCUGGAAGGAAACAUGAUCCAGUUCCACUGCUCUGCCAAAGCAAACCCACCCGUCACAAUGUAUAGAUGGGCGAAAGGAGGCAAUGUCAUCAAGGAGAUAUCUGGCAAUACCUAUGAGGUUAUGGUGGACCACUCUUUCUUCACUGAGCCUGUCUCCUGUGAGGUCACCAACCCUUUGGGCAACACAAACAUUAGUCGCAAUGUUGACGUUUACUUUGGUCCACGCAUGGCUGCAGAGCCUCAGUCCUUACAAGUGGAUUUGGGAACUGAUGCUGUAUUCAACUGUGGCUGGACGGGAAACCCUUCCCUUACUAUCGUCUGGAUGAAGAAAGGCUCUGGAGUGGUACUAAGCAAUAAGAACAUCCUGACACUGAAGGCUGUGCGACAGGAAGAUGCUGGGAAAUAUGUAUGCCGUGCUGUAGUACCGAAAGUUGGUGCCGGUGAGAAGGAGGUUUCACUCACAGUCAAUGGCCCACCCACCAUCUCCAGUACCCAGACACAACAGGCUCUACACGGGGAGAAGGGCCAGAUCAAGUGCUUCAUCCAGAGCACUCCACCUCCAGAUCGCAUCGCCUGGUCAUGGAAGGAGACAGUGCUGGAGUCGGGGACUUCAGGUCGUUACACGGUAGAGACAGUCAGCACUGAGGAAGGAGUAAUCUCUACUCUGACCAUGAGUAACAUCGUCCCUGCUGAUUUCCAGACCAUCUACAACUGCACAGCCUGGAAUAGUUUUGGUUCGGACACAGAGAUCAUCCGCCUCAAGGAACAAGAGACUCUUCCAGUGGUUGUCAUCAUUGGGGUGGCAGUCGGGGCCAUUGUGGCUUGUAUAAUCCUCAUGGCGACCAUCGGAGCCUUCUGCUGUACCAGCUCUCAGAGAAAAGAUGUGCACCUGGUUAUGCCCUCACUACCGGUCUCCAUCUGUGCCCACCAGAGAGAACUUCCAAGCAAAAUUAAGACAGAAAAUCUGAAAGGUGUUGUGUUGGCCAAGAAUGACAUUAGAGUUGAGAUUGUCCACAAAGACCACAACAUGGCUCAGGAAAAAGUGGAGCACACCGGCAUCAAGCAACUGAUGGUUGAACGUGGGGAGUUCCAGCAGGAGUCAGUGCUGAAACAGCUGGAGGUACUGCAGGAGGAGGAGAAAGAGUACCAGCAUGUCAAGGACCCCACCAAUGGAUACUACAGUGUCAACAACUUCAAGGAACACAACUCCACCCCCACUAUCACCAUGCAAGGUAACCAGACUACAGAGAUGCAGAAUUCCACCACUGACACAACUAGGGGCAAGCAGCGGGUACCCACGGGCAUGUCCUUCACCAACAUCUACUCCACCCUAGGUGCUGGGCCAAACCGCCUGUACGACUACAGCCAGCGCUUUGUGCUGGGCAUGGGCAGCAGCUCCAUCGAACUGUGCGAGAGGGAAUUCCAGAGAGGAUCACUCAGCGACUCCAGUUCCUUCGUCGACACGCAGUGUGACAGCAGUGUUAGCAGCUACAGCAAGCAGGAUGGCUAUGUGCAGUUCGACAAGGACAGCAAGACAUCCGCCUCUUCCUCCUCCCACUACUCUCAGUCCUCCUCCCAAAACUCAGACCUUACACGGCCCCUCCAGAAGCGCAUGCAGACCCAUGUUUGACCUGACCGCUAGGGGCUGCAUGUGUUUGUUCUGGGGUAACCAUAUUUUGGAACUAUGGGAAACAAACAGCUUCUUGAGACAAAACAUACUUAAAUUCAAAGCAGAAAGUAUGUUUCUGGGAAGCCUUGAAAUGCUCAACUUGGAUUUGUCUAAACAGUAAAUCAAGAAGCCUUUACAUUCCCCCGUAUCCCAUUCUAAGAUCAUCACCACCUCCUGCUGCCCAGUUUUUCACUUAGAAAAUAAAGGCCUAAGCUGUGGCUAAAAGCUAGCGGUCUUGGUAUCCAAUGAGGUGUAUUAAAAAAAAAGUCUGACCAUUCUCUCUUAUAGGUGGCAAACAUCACAUCAAUUGGUAUGUGUAAUCCAAUAUUAUGCUAUCUCUUGCGGUUUUAAUUACAACUGUGAUGUGCAUGUGAGUUAAUUUUCAACGCUUCUCCUCUCCCUACCCUCACUAACAGUAUAUGUUAAACUUGGUUGAUCCAACUUCAUCCCUUGUGUGGGUGGAGUAAAACUUAUACAUUUGCCCAAAGACUUGCCAAACAAUGUUGCCAGUCUUUUCCACGGGCUCCCAGUUCUCAGAACUCUGCAGAUAAGGAGGCCCGCAAUCUCACCCGGAAAGUCUGUGUCGUCUUUUCACACUUUGCUUCUCUUGUGAUAAAGAAAUAAAAUCAGUGUACAUUAUGCUUUUUUUCUUUCUGUUUGACAUAUAUUGUUUUGAGGACUGGGAAAUGUAUCUCUGCAAGAGAUACAUUUCACUUUUGAAUUCAGAAUCUGGGGAAUGGGGUUGGAUAUUCUUUCAACCUGUUAGGACCAUGCUUGCUUAAACAGUGGAGGGUAUAUACCACUAACUGUAAUGUGUGCUCUAACCAUGUAAUAUGAAAUCUUGCACACUAAAGGCUUUUCAUUAUCAGUCAUGUCUACAGGAUUGGAUGCUGCCUGUUGAACCUGUUACACUGCUUAUCAUCACAUGCCUUUUCCAAGUGUUUUCAAUAUCAUGUUUACGCUGGAACUCAAUCUAGACUUUUUGCUUACUGUGAUCUAGCUGUUAUUCAAAGGAAAUUAAUAGGAAAAAUAUGUAUUUCCUGUCUUGUUCCUUCAAAUGCUAAGAGACUGUAUAAACUGACUGUAUUCUGUAUGUAGACUUUCUCAUUGAUAAUUGUACAUUUUCUUGUUUUAGUUGAGAGAAUAGGAAAACAGAAGAAAGGAUAUACAAUGGCUGUGGUGGGCCAAAUUGUCACCUGAAGCACAGUGAAUGCCACAUACAGUACAACUAGUAUCCCACCAGAAAAGACCAACCAUGAUAAUCCGGUACAGAAGUUUUGGAUGAGAUGGUCAAUGUGAAUGUGAUAUUGAUAAUUAAUGAAAUAUUGUAUUGAAUAUACAGUACAUCGUUUUGCCACCUCACAACGUAGCACCACUAUCCAGUGGUGUGAACGCCAUAAGGUACACUUGUAAAGGUUGUUUGCCUGUGGGCAGCUUGUAGGACUGGACAUCAGCUUAAUCAGUAUUAGAUAUAACAGAGAGCCCUGUGACAGGAAAACAUCAUGGUCUUUUACUGGCAUACAUUUUCAAGUCCUCUCAAGCAUUUUUAAAAUCUAACACGGUUGUCAUACCUAAUCAUUUUGCACGUGUUCUGUUUGCUUGAAUACCCACAGAAUAUGGAGAUACCAAAUGUACUGAAAUGGUCAUUCAUUAGUAUUUUCUUGUUUAAUCUUAUUUUUGUCAGUUCAUGUAAGAAUUAGGGCCUAUUCACACUCCGUAUGAGGUCUAGCUUCAAAUGUCAAUGGAUGUCUAAGGUAUAUGUAUCAAAAGACAGCGAUAGAAAUUCAGCAGAGAAGCUAAUGACAUUAUUGACAUACAUUAAGUUAACUAGCUAGAAGUAACUGGCUCACUCUACCUCUUCAAAAACAAACUGCUUGAAUCACUUGCAUAUUCAUACAAUCUUUAACAUACUGUCUAAAAUAAGAGUAAAUCUCUGAAAACAAACAGCAGACAGCUGCUUUGUGAAAACUCAAGUUAGCUAGCUAGUUAAUAAUUAAUUGACGUUAGUUGUGUUAUGUUGUACCUAUCAGGUCUGUCAGUGUGAUACCCUUUGUAAAUGUGAAUAGGAAAGUAUGUAUACUUUAUUUUUUUAUUAUUUUAUUCCUAUGUUGUCCUGAUAACUGGUGUAAUCUGAAAAGGCCAUUAGAUAGUACCUUUGGCAAAUAAGCUUCCAAACAAAAACAUUUCAUUAACUCUCCGGAAUGUCCUUAGACAUACCUGGUUUGCUGAAAAGUUAUUUUGUUAAGCACUUUACAUAUGUUUAUAUUCAAAGCAGUUACAUGGGUUUUUAUACUUCAUUAGUGGUUGUUGACAAAUUUUACAAAAGGAUUGAUGCCCAAUGUACAGCUUAAACACAAAAAGCUAUUUUUCAAUGCUGAAACGCCAGCUUGGCGCUCAGCACAGUGUGGUUAGAUCUCCAAUACCCUGUUUAUAAUGUUGCUGUAUUUUGUUUUCAGUUUAGGGUAAAAGCAAUCCCAUGCCUUCAGCAUUUUACAGUCAGACCAUUAUUUUCCUUUCAUUCCCCUCUUCAUUCACUAACAUCUCCAACCAAGCUUGUCUUUGCAAACCAGUGGUUCGUGUGAGCAGUUUGAGCAUUUUUUGUUUAUUUUUAAAUCUUUUUGUGGUAGUCUCUAUAAAAGUCAUACAAUCAAAGCUGUUUGUAUCUUGAGUGUGGAACAGGAAAUGGUCACUGAGUAAGAUGGAGAAGCUACAAUGUAAUGUAGACUGUUUUCAACUUGUAUUGCUUCCCAGAAACAGCCUUUAUCUCACUGAUAAUUAGGAUAGAGUGACUUGGUCUGGAGUGCAGCAAAUCCAUACAUUCUGUAACGUGGUGGUAGUGUAGGAGGAACCUUGCAUUCGAUUGUUAAAUUUAAUGAAAACAAAAAACUGAAUAGUAAACAUAAACUGAUACAAAGUAAAGUGCUGAUAUAUUACAGCGAAAACGCAACACUCACCAGGCACAUGCAACAUAUAGCGACAAUAACCGACAACUGGAGGGAGCAGAGGAGAAACAUUUAAACAUAUAUUGAUGGGAUGAUUGGGACCUGGUGUGCAUGAUUAUGGGAGACAAGACAAUGAAUGAGUCUGGGGUGAGUUCAUGAAGUGACUGGAAGGCUUGAAAAGUCACUGUGUGACAAACAAAGUGCGUGGAUUACUAAUUUUUAUUCCUUGGCCAGACAUAAAUAAAUGCCCUACAGCUCUAGCAUCAGGUUGCUUCUUACCCAGAUAAGGCACAGCACCUAUUUACCAGGGUCAUAAAGUAAAGGUGGUGUAGAAGACAAGUUUUGGUGCACCCCUGAAUGAUUGCUGUGAUAAAGUAGG
Esox lucius (northern pike) is the source of this 6099-nucleotide messenger RNA. It is a transcript of the gene kirrel3b, whose product is annotated as kirre like nephrin family adhesion molecule 3b. The transcript has 16 exons. Gene Ontology annotation, molecular function: cell adhesion molecule binding. Bases 418 to 2739 code for a protein of 773 amino acids. NCBI's taxonomy places the organism in Eukaryota, Metazoa, Chordata, Actinopteri, Esociformes, Esocidae. Gene Ontology annotation, biological process: cell-cell adhesion; synapse assembly. Gene Ontology annotation, cellular component: cell-cell junction. The record is from RefSeq and is a predicted model, not a curated record.